Molecule: messenger RNA, 1427 nt
Organism: Episyrphus balteatus (marmalade hoverfly)
Lineage: Eukaryota; Metazoa; Arthropoda; Insecta; Diptera; Syrphidae
Gene: IFT52
Product: intraflagellar transport protein 52 homolog
Exons: 6
Coding region: 94-1401 (435 amino acids)
Biological process (GO): intraciliary transport; cilium assembly
Cellular component (GO): centriole; intraciliary transport particle B; cilium
Source: RefSeq, a predicted model, not a curated record
AGCACUUGAAUUCUCUCAUUUGUAAUUCAAUUAUAAAUUUAUUAAAAAAAAUAAAAACCGACAUAAAAUUAAAUUAACCAACACAAUAUAAAAAUGUCGAAAGGUGUGAUAUCAUUUGACAUAUCAAAAAAUGAAAGAUUCCAACUGUCAGAGAAUUAUAAAAUGUUACACCGCAAAAUCAAAAUAAAUUGGAAAGUUGAACAAAACGAUGGAGAAGUAACAAAGGAAAAAUUAUCAAGAAUUAAUAUUUUUGUAAUUGCUGGACCACAAGAUAAAUUUACAGAAGAUGAAUUUAUUGUAAUGAAGGAAUUUGUAGAAAACGGUGGAAAGGUCAUGAUACUUUUAGGUGAAGGCGGUGAAAAUGAUUACAACACAAAUGUGAAUUUCUUUUUAGAAGAAUUUGGAAUGUACAUAAACAGUGACACAGUUGUUCGCCCGCAUUAUUACAAAAAUUUCCACCCCAAAGAAUGUAUUAUCGGUGGUGGUGUUGUCUGCGAAUCGAUGUGGCGACAUCUUGUCAAACAGGAUAUCGAAAUUGUCGAUUAUGACUUCACCGAUGAGAAACACCGUGUUCACUUUCAAUAUCCUUAUGGAGCCACAUUAAAUGUCACCGAUCCAGCUAAUAUUCUUAUGACAACCGGACCAGUUGUGUACCCUUUUAAUCGACCCCUAGUUGGUUAUUAUCGCAGCGAGCGCAGCAGCAACAAUGGUAAAAUUCUUGCCAUCGGUUCAGGAUACAUCUGGCAUGAUAAGUAUCUGACAGAUAAAACAAAUGACGCCAUUUUGGAGUAUUUUCUUAAUCUCCUAUCGAAUGACGAUAUUCGAUUUACUGAUUUGGAUUUUAAUGAUGUUGAGAUAAAUGACACCAAAGUAUUUACGGAUAUCGCAUUCCUGUCGGAUUUGCCUCGACCAUGUUUGGUUGAUUCAAUUGGCACCGAAACUCCAUCGGACUUUAGACAAAUGUUCGAUAUGACACUGUUUUCGCUAAGCAAUCGCUUGCUGAAGGAUGUCAUAGAUACGUAUCGGCAAUUAAAUGUUAAAUAUGAACCUCUCAAGAUAAUUAAACCACAGUUUGAGAUAUCAUUACCUCCGUUACAGCUUGCGACAUUUCCACCGAUUUUCAGUGAACCACCAGCUCCACCAUUGGAACUAUAUAACUUGGAUGAGGUUUUUAGCUCAUCACGGUCACAACUGACACAAAUGACUGGUAAAUGUUUAUCCUCGAUACAAGCAAAGGAUCCACGGAAGCCAAUCAAUGCUAAGGAAUUGGAGAAUUAUAUUAAGGAAUGUGCAAGGAUAACGGGAAUUAAUACGAACGAUGGACGUGAGAUGUCGGCUAAGGAGAUUUUGAAUUUAAUUGCUGUGAAUAUUUGUAAUUUUAAACCUUAUUUGGAUGAAUAAAGAAAUUGAUAUAGGUACAUUAUAAA